AUGCCUCCAGACACCUCCGAGUCAGCAGAUGCUCCCAAACCAGUGAUGGAGGAACUCACUCCCCUCAGAUAUCGCAUCCCUGUAUACCCUCCAGAGGAUCUUUUUCACCUCGGCCUUCCGGAAGACCUACUCCCCAUUACUGUCCGACAUGAACUUCACUUUGGCGUCGCCUUCUCUCUUCCAUGUUUCUUGGCGUUUGCCCGCAAAAUCAGACCGAAUCUUCCAGACAGGAUGACAGCAGCUUUCGAGUUCGGCAUCCGCUACCUCAGAAGAAUCACGACGAUACGCAACCUGUACCCCGUGCUUGUGCAGAAUCCAGGCAGUUCAGUGCUUCCCGACGAGCUGGCCGACGAGGAAACGGGCGGUGUCUGGGUCUUUUCAAUCUGUAGUUCUGACCGUCCCUGGGCGGAGGGGCAGCCAACGCGCAAGGCUGUACUCGCUCUAAGCCGAUUUUUGGAUGAAGACUAUCACUGGUGGAGCCUUCGAACGCCCAGCAUUUCCCUGAAGUAUCACAACGGCCAAAAGAUUUCAGCUACGAUUAUAACUGCCAUGCCUCCGUCCACCUCUGAUGAAUCAGCAGUUGCUCCAAGAGAUGCUCCCAGACGGGUGAUGGAGAAACCCACUCCUAUCAGAAUGCGAAUCCCUGUAUACCGCCCCGAAGAUCUUUUCCGCCUCAGCCUGCCGAAACGCUUCCUCCCCGCUACUGCCAUCUAUGAACUUCACUACGGCGUCGCCUUCUCUCUUCCGCAGUUCCUAGCUUUCGUCCGUAGCAUCAAACCGGAUCUUCCAGACAGGAGGACGUCAGUCUUCGAGUUUGGAAUGAGGUACCUCAGAAGGAUCACAACAAUACGCAACCUGUAUCCUGUUCUAGUCAAGAAUCCGGGCAGUUCAGUGAUUCCCGACGAGCUGGUUGACGCGGAAACGGGUGGCAUCUGGGUUUUUUCAAUCUGUAGUUUUGACCAUCCCUGGGCGGAAGGGCAGCCGUCACGCAAGGCUGUGGACGUGCUGAGCGGGAUUGUAGGCGACGACUAUCACUGGUGGCUCAGCAGGCAGCCUAAGCCUCCGAAAUAGAACAUGAGCUGUAGACGUUCGAACAUUGGUUGUCAGCCCGAUAGUUUGCAGCCUUUCGGCAAUGUGGCUGUCAAUUCUUGCCGCCAUGCAUAUAAUAACAUUGCUUCUACUGUCCUCCGAACGUUCGCAGUAUCUCAAACACGUCUU
Coniophora puteana RWD-64-598 SS2 is the source of this 1218-nucleotide messenger RNA. RefSeq lists its product as uncharacterized. NCBI's taxonomy places the organism in Eukaryota, Fungi, Basidiomycota, Agaricomycetes, Boletales, Coniophoraceae. The coding region runs from base 1 to 1071 and encodes 356 amino acids. The transcript is spliced from 4 exons. The record is from RefSeq and is a predicted model, not a curated record.